AUGGGAGGAGGGCGGCCUGAGUCACUUCGCCCCCGCGUGCUGCGGGUUAGUGCCCCGCGCCCCUGCGCCUUCGGGGGACCUGACCCCGAAGCCGGAGGGCAGGAGGAGGAGGGUGUGGUGGAGGGCGGACCCGCCCCAGAGCGCCUGCCUGAGGCUCCUCUCCUGCCUCCACCCCCCCUGGGGGCCCCCCAGGGGAAUCCAGCCGAGUCGCCUCCACCGCCGCCAGAUUCCUUCCAGGGAAACCUCGCCCGCGAACCUGGCCCGGCCCGGGAAGUCCCCGGCGCUGGGGAGGGGGCCUCGCUGCGCAUCCUGUCGCAGGAACCGCCGGGCCCUUCCUUCCGCGGGAAGCGGCUCGGCCGACCCCCGCCCCCGCCCGCGCCGCCUGGGGGUUUCCGGGGCCAGGCCACGGGGGCGGGGGGCUGCGGAUGGUACCGUGGGAGACAGGACAAGCACCCGCCGCACAUCCCCUUAAGGUCUGGACCAGCGCAGAAGCAGCGCGCAGACCGGUUUGCCCGGUUCCAGGAACCUGGCGAGGUCCGCCCGCCCGGGGGGAAGGCGCAGGCCUCGGCCGGGCUGGAGCGGGGCCGGGCGGGGCCUGGAUCUCCGCGGGGAACCUUUAGUCCGAGGCGGCGCGCUCGCGUGGGUCACUAG
Messenger RNA from Ceratotherium simum simum (southern white rhinoceros), 651 nucleotides. Lineage: Eukaryota; Metazoa; Chordata; Mammalia; Perissodactyla; Rhinocerotidae. The record is from RefSeq and is a predicted model, not a curated record.